GGUGAAGAUGAACAAAAGCCUUCAAUCCGUGAACACCCUAUGACAGGAGCACCCCCAGGCCCCAUUGUACCUGAGGUGUCCUGCUGACAGUAAGCCCUGGUUCCCACCUGUGUGCCUGCAUGAGGAAUAUAGACCAGCCUGACAGAGCCCAGAAGCUAAGGGUCACUGCAGUGUCUCUGCCAGCCUCACCAUGAACCUGGAGCCACCCAAGGCCGAGAUUCGGUCGGCCACACGGGUUAUAGGAGGACCAGUUACGCCCAGGAAAGGACCGCCUAAGUUUAAACAACGGCAAACCAGGCAGUUCAAGAGCAAGCCCCCCAAGAAAGGCGUUCAAGGGUUUGGGGAUGACAUCCCUGGAAUGGAAGGCUUGGGCACAGACAUCACUGUCAUCUGCCCGUGGGAGGCCUUCAACCACCUGGAGCUGCAUGAACUGGCCCAGUAUGGCAUCAUUUAGUCAAUCCCGGCUGUGAGAGUCCCAUGAAAGGCCUCCUGAAGACCUCUCUGCCCCACCACCCUCUGUAAGACCUGCCCAGGACCCCCGCCCAAGCCUGAGCCUGAAUCCCAACCUGAGUCCCUAGCCAGGUUGUCCCCAGCCUCCAGGGACACAACUUUAUGCCCUGACACCAGCUACCAAGAGCCUACAGCCUCCCACAGGACACUCUGGUGACCUGAAGUUACGGGUUAGAAAAAGGAAGGGAGAGGGACCUAGCCCCACCUCCUAUUCUUCUUAUGGCUGGAGUACAGGGUUGAGCUCCCCAGAAGUGUUUCCCUACACUGCCUUCUGUGGACAGGGAAGUUCCUCUGCCCCGCAACCCUUCCAGAUGGGCGUCUGGAGGUGGGACACUGUCCUGGGGUCUCUGGUGAGAGAGGCUGAGGCUACUGCACUUUAUACCAGCCUUCCCGACACACUCUGUCCUUGUCCCUGUUUCUAAAUAAAAUUAGCAUCUCCUUGCUUAUCCGAGGUGCCCUGAUGGAGUACGGUCCCUACAGUAGGGUUGCUUUAUCUGCACCAUGGAGGGAGGAGGGUUCAGAGUGUGUGGAAGUAGGAGAGACGGGCAAGAAAGAGAAACAGAAAACUCCUCAGAGGUUUGGCCUAGAGGUCCUAGGUAUAUGAGCCUGACCCUGCCCCUCACUCCUGGUGGCCAUAGUCAAUGAAGCAGACUCUCCAAGAAGUUAGGAAAGGACAAAAACUAGAAACCUACACACAGACACCCAAUGAGCAGCCCCACGGCCCAGCCAGUCCAUCCUAAGACCGAACUGACACCUGCCGCACACCCCAGUAACCUGAGGAUUCCACACAUAGAGGUAAGACAUAUAGGCACACA
Myodes glareolus (Bank vole) is the source of this 1325-nucleotide messenger RNA. It is a transcript of the gene Pde6g, whose product is annotated as phosphodiesterase 6G. Lineage: Eukaryota; Metazoa; Chordata; Mammalia; Rodentia; Cricetidae. The record is from RefSeq and is a predicted model, not a curated record. Gene Ontology annotation, molecular function: 3',5'-cyclic-nucleotide phosphodiesterase activity; cGMP binding. Gene Ontology annotation, cellular component: photoreceptor outer segment membrane. Gene Ontology annotation, biological process: visual perception; positive regulation of epidermal growth factor receptor signaling pathway; positive regulation of G protein-coupled receptor signaling pathway.